Molecule: messenger RNA, 1212 nt
Organism: Saccoglossus kowalevskii
Lineage: Eukaryota; Metazoa; Hemichordata; Enteropneusta; Harrimaniidae
Product: glycine receptor subunit alpha-2
Biological process (GO): monoatomic ion transmembrane transport
Cellular component (GO): membrane
Molecular function (GO): transmembrane signaling receptor activity; extracellular ligand-gated monoatomic ion channel activity
Source: RefSeq, a predicted model, not a curated record
AUGUACUGGCCAUUGAUAAACAACGUUCACGUGGUUAUAUAUUUCUUUAGCGACGCAGUUUUAACGGAAAAUGCCACUACAAGAAGAGGAAUAAGUGACCUGUUAACAGGCUAUGACAAGAUCUUAAGACCAAACAUGGAAGGACCACCAGUGAUUGUAACGACAAGCAUCCAUAUUAAUAACUUCUAUUCAUCCACAGAUAAAGGAAUGGAUUAUACAACUACAAUAUUUCUGCGCACACGUUGGAACGAUCCUAGAUUACAAUAUAAUGGUGCUCCAAACCACACAAUAACAUUACAUUCGGAUGGAGUAAAAGAAGUCUGGGUACCACCGCUCUUUUACCCAGAUGAGAAGUCUGGACACUUCCAUAAACUGACUACGGAGAAUAUUCUGCUAAGGAUUUACCCUGAUGGAACUGUUCUGCAUAGCGCAAGAUUUACGAUAAAAUUGGGAUGCAUGAUGAAAUUAGAACGCUAUCCAAUGGAUGAACAGACAUGCAAUAUGGAAAUAGAAAGCUUUACUUAUACAACUGAUGACUUGAUUCUGCAAUGGGCACCAGAGGACGAUGAUCUUGAAGCUUUGGGAGUGCAGGAGGGAAUAUCAUUACCACAAUUUACAUUUAAAGAUAUGGAGCCAGACAGAUCCCGAACAACAAGACACUAUGCAACCGGUAAUUUCUCGUACCUUAUAGCCAAACUCAGAUUACGAAGACAGCAAGAGAUUUUUAUCAUGUCCGCUUAUGUUCCAAGCACAUUGAUUGUCAUAGUAUCGUGGUUUUCAUUUUGGAUCAACCCGAACUGUGAACCGGCCCGUGUGUCACUCGUGAUGAUGGCACUGUUGACAUUGUGUACACAGAUGAAUGGAAUUCAGGCUAAGGCACCAAACAUAGCGCAUAUGAAGGCUUCGGAUGUGUGGAUGUCAUCAUGUCUCGUCUUCGUAUUCGCAGCCCUAGUAGAAUACGCCGCUGUUAACUUUAUUAGUUUGAAGAUUAAAAUGCAAAAUCAAAAUGAACAAUCACUAGAAAUGGUAAACCGAGCAGUAAGCAAAAACCCUAGCACCGAAUCGGAUUUUGAAACCUCUGUGAGCAAAUCCAAUCAGUAUGAUGUUAUAUGUCACGUAAGACCACAACGUAUUGAUUAUUACAGUCGAAUUGUAUUUCCUAUCACAUUUAUGGUGUUUAAUGUGUUUUAUUGGUUGAUCUAUCUGUGUUAG